UCAUUAAGUGUUUAAAUCCAACGCGAGUUGGUUGUGUCGGAUUUCUCUACGGAGGGGAACGCUAUUAAAAUAUCCACAAGCAUUAUCUUUAAUUGGACGGAGUUGUGUGUCUGUGUGCGUUCGAGAUUCGCGUUAUUUUUUGUUUUUCGUUUUUUGUUUUUUUUUGUUUUCAGUUAUAUAUAUAUUUUUUGUUUUUCGAUUAGCUCGUCCCGUGACUGUUCUCUCGUUUGAUGACUGUUAUCGGCCGUGUUUAGUGAUCGGUUGUGAUUUGAGCGGUGGUCGGUUGUUUGAUUGUUGAAAAUGACCUCGAUAACCUGACGUGACGGGUUUUCAUUGAACCGAUUCGACUCUAAAUUCGAGAUUACGGAAAAUGACACCACGUGCUCAGCGAAUAAUGCCAGCCUAAUUGUUAACCAAUUACGUCGCCCGUCCUUAUUCUUUAUAAUUGCUACGUAACAAUUUUGCGUGCUCCGCCCCGGCCCAGUGUUAAACUUCCCAACGUUUUCAAUUAGAAACAUUCCAGAAAUAAAAAUUAUUCGAAUCUCGAUUCUAAUUCUAGAAUUGGCCGUUGCAAAUUUCGAAAAGUAACUGUUUGCGUUCCGAAUUCAAAAAUCGCGCCUGUGUUUAAAAAUACGUGUGUGUUUGAUAUUAACUUAAAAAAAAAAAAAAAAAAUUAAUUGUGUGACGUUAUUUGUGGUGUCGAUAUUAAUAAUAGUGAAGUGAUGCUGUGUUUGUUCGCUUGAUUAAAAUUAAAACCGCUAAUCAAGCGGGAUACCCGAGAAGAACAAGAAAGCCCUCAAAAUUACCCGAAUUCAAUCACCAAACAACAAACCCAGCACCCUGAGUUUUACAGAUCCGUUCGGGCCUCCCCAGUCCACGGACGGGGGGGGCCCUUCCACCCCUCAGCCCGCUAUGACGUCACAGGAUAACCUCGACCACCACCACCUGGGGGGCUCGCAGACUCCCCACGAUAUAUCGAAUUCAGCCAACUCGACCCCCACGAAUGUGUCAAAAUCUGCGUUUAUAGAAUUACAGCAGCACGGUUAUGGGCCUUUCAAGGGGGGGUAUCAGCAUCCCCAUCAUUUCGGUAGUCCGGGGGGUCAGCAGAAUCCUCACGAGGCAUCAGGGUUUCCGAGUCCUAGAUCAUUAGGUUAUCCUUUCCCUCCUAUGCACCAAAACACGUAUGGGUACCAUUUAGGGUCUUACGCGCCGCAGUGUGCAAGUCCGCCCAAAGACGAGAAAUGCGGUCUCUCGGACGACCCCGGUCUCCGCGUGAACGGCAAAGGGAAGAAGAUGAGGAAGCCCCGCACAAUAUACUCCAGCCUUCAACUGCAACAGCUGAACAGGAGGUUCCAGAGGACGCAGUACCUCGCGCUGCCAGAGCGGGCGGAGUUGGCGGCCAGCCUCGGACUAACGCAGACGCAGGUGAAGAUAUGGUUCCAAAAUCGUCGGAGCAAAUACAAGAAGAUGAUGAAGGCGGCCCAAGUCGGAGCUCCCCCGCCCAGCCUGGGUCUCCCGCCCGGAAGCCCACCAAGCAACAACCAGCUCUUACAUGGUGGUGGAGGAAGUUCCAGUGGCUCCCAGCAUUCACCUUCAGCGUACCAAAGUGGAGGACCGACGCAGGCUCACUCGCCCACACCCAGUUCGACACCCGUGUCGGAAUUAUCCCCCGGGCUGUCUCCCACUGGUACCCAUUGGGACGUUAAGCAGCCCCCCCAAGCUUCUUGGGACGUAAAGGUCGGAUAUCCGACUGCGGGACGCUCCCCUGAUGGGAGCUCGUGCGACGUCAAACCCCCUCACCAGCAAUCAUGGGACCCCCGAGUGGGAUAUGAGGGUUAUUUCGCUCAAACGGAGGACAUUGAGGGCUCCCCAAGCGUGGACGGAGCAAGACGACCGAUGCCCUGGAUGUUAAAGGGCGCGCCUCCUGGUCCUUGGGACAUGAAGGGCGCGCAUGCCCACGCUCUCCAUCACCAGGGAGCCCCACAGCCUCACCCACCAUACGUACCGCAGUAUUCCUGGUAUCAAACGGACGCGAACCCUGGACUUCUAACGCUUUACUCGCAGGGUAUGGCCGGCAGUUUAGCACAUUACGGACACAGAAACGAGUGACAAAGUGAAAUGAGAUCGCGGACACGCAAAAUCGAUGAUAAAAGAUGGCCGGCUCAACAAGAUGGCCGCCUCAACAAGAUGGCCGCCUCAACAAAAUGGCCGCCUCAACAAGAUGGCCGCCCCCAGACGCCGUUCUCCUUUCGUAAAUGAAAAAGGCACAACCAACUUUUUUGAAAUAAGAAAAAUAAUUUAAACAUUAAAAGACCAUUGUAAAUUUUUUUUUAUAAUUAAUUAAAACAAUAAAAAUAAGAUUUGUUCAUAAUGUAAUUGUAAAUGUUAUGUAUUGAAUAUUGACACGGAAUGCGGGAUGUGUUCGUAUAUCUUUAAUUGAAUACUGCCAGCUCUGAAUUAUGUUUCAAAAAUAAUUGACUGUUUUUAAAUACUUUCCUAACAGAUAGUGUUGCAAAAAUAUCAUUAUUACAGCAAUUUACAUGAAUUCGUUUUUUUUUUAAAUCACUGCAAUUUUUUAUCAAUGAACAUAAUUAAUUUAUGAAGGAAAUCAUUUAUGUAAUUGUAAGCUUUAAUUUAUAUUAUGUCGUUUAGAAAAAUAAAUUAUAAAUCCUAAACGGAAGGCACAAAAAAGUUUAUUGUGAUAAAUCAUUUUUAAAAGUUUUAAACCAAAUUUACAAGUACUGUGAAAAAUUGAAAAAUUAUAAUUCGAUGAUACCCUUUGCCUCAAUUAGUUUUAUGACAUCUGUAAAAAAAAGAAGCUCAAAUCAAUAUUUCUAUGAUAUUAAAAUCUCUCAUAUGAGUAUUGAACAAAAACGUAUAAUACUUUAGAUCACAAUCAACAUUUCUAAAUAAAAAAUGGUCCUUGAAUUGUCAAAAAUACUAUCGAUAAGUAAAAUCGAUUAAUAGCAACGUUACCCAUUUAAUUUUUUUUAUUCUCUGUUCGAAAUAGCAAAGUUCCUUUUGCACAUUUUUUUUUUUAAAUUUAAAAAUGAUGCAUAAACUGCAAAACAAAAUGUAUUCUAUUUUAUUGCAAUAUCUUUAUUUGUAAAGUAAAGUAAACUAUUCAAGCUUACCGCCUAUGUAAUUAAAAUGUUUUAAUUCCAAUUAUCUUUUUUUUUCUUUUUCUUUUUAUCAUGAAUCUGUCGAAGCGGAAAACAUGAAUAGAUUACUUUAUGUGAAUGAAUAUGCUAAAAAGGGUGUUACGGGAUGUUUUAAUAAUAAAAUAAAUUGUGUAAAUAGUUUUUUUUUUUUUUUUGUAAUAUAUAGAAAAUAUAAAUAUAAUUAAAUCUCUAGAUAGCAUAAAUUACUUUAUAAUUAUAUUGUAUGUACGCUGUAAGGAACGUGGAAAUAAGAGAAAAAGUGAAUUAAUUUUUUUUUGUCAAAUAAAAAAAGUAAAAUAUC
Bombyx mandarina (wild silkworm) is the source of this 3462-nucleotide messenger RNA. It is a transcript of the gene Dll, whose product is annotated as homeotic protein distal-less. Gene Ontology annotation, biological process: regulation of transcription by RNA polymerase II. Gene Ontology annotation, molecular function: RNA polymerase II cis-regulatory region sequence-specific DNA binding; DNA-binding transcription factor activity, RNA polymerase II-specific. Lineage: Eukaryota; Metazoa; Arthropoda; Insecta; Lepidoptera; Bombycidae. The record is from RefSeq and is a predicted model, not a curated record.